AUGGGUUUCCGCCACAACAAUAUCCUUUUCAACAACCAUUUCCACAAGGACUGGCAGCGCAGGGUCCGUGUCUGGUUUGAUCAGCCCGGCGCAAAGAAGAGCCGGCGCAAUGCCCGCUCUGCGAAGGCCGCUGCGCUCGGCAUGCGCCCCCUGCAGAGCAUGCGCCCCGCUGUGCGUGGCCAGACCCUCAAGUACAACACCAAGUUGCGCGAGGGCCGAGGCUUCACCAUCGGCGAGCUCAAGGCUGCCGGUGUCCCUAAGAAGUACGCCCGCUCGGUUGGUAUCCCUGUCGACCACCGCCGCAAGAACAGGAGCGAGGAAGGUAUGAAGCUCAACGUGGACCGUCUCAAGGCGUACCAGGAGCGUCUCAUUGUUCUUCCCCGCCGCUCCAAGAAGAACAAGAACCAGAAGCCGGAUCUUUCUUCUGUGCAGACCACUCGCGACGUUGCUACUGCUUUCCCUAUUCCGGCCGGCACCGUUUCGGAGGCCCCUCGCGCAAUCACCGCCGAGGAGAAGGAGUUCCAAGCUUACCGGACGCUGCGCAUUGCUCGCGCCACGCAACGCCACGAAGGCGCUCGUAUUGCCCGCCAGGCCAAGCGCGAGGAGGAGGCUGCGAAUGCCAAGAAGUAA
Malassezia vespertilionis is the source of this 630-nucleotide messenger RNA. RefSeq names its product 60S ribosomal protein L13 (gene rpl13). NCBI's taxonomy places the organism in Eukaryota, Fungi, Basidiomycota, Malasseziomycetes, Malasseziales, Malasseziaceae. Gene Ontology annotation, biological process: translation. The record is from RefSeq and is a predicted model, not a curated record. Gene Ontology annotation, molecular function: structural constituent of ribosome; RNA binding. The transcript has a single exon. The coding region runs from base 1 to 630 and encodes 209 amino acids. Gene Ontology annotation, cellular component: cytosolic large ribosomal subunit; ribosome.